This is a messenger RNA of Coffea eugenioides, 389 nucleotides long. RefSeq lists its product as uncharacterized. Bases 84 to 389 code for a protein of 101 amino acids. Gene Ontology annotation, molecular function: cysteine-type endopeptidase inhibitor activity. Lineage: Eukaryota; Viridiplantae; Streptophyta; Magnoliopsida; Gentianales; Rubiaceae. The transcript has 2 exons. The record is from RefSeq and is a predicted model, not a curated record.
UGCUACCAAGUUUUCGACAGUCACCAGUUACAAAUAUCUAUUUCCAUUCUUAUUAGUUAGCUAGCUAGUCCUUUAAGAAGAAUAUGGCUGCAGCCAAAUCUGGUACUGGCAGUGGACAGAAAGACGAACCUAUUAUUCCUGUGGCGUCAACCGUCAAACCGAAAGACGAUAAGGUGAUUGAGAUUGCACAAUUUGCAGUUGUAACGUACAAUAAGCAGGCCGGGACCGAUCUGGUUUUCAUCAAUGUGGAAUUCGGCUUCUGGUGGAGCAUUUCUGGUGCCACUUACUACAUGCUUGCCAUUAAAGCUCAGGAUGAUAAGGGCACAUAUUGCGACGUAGCGUUGGUUGCUGAUAUACUGCGAGAAGCAGGGUCAUUCACACUUACUUAA